Messenger RNA from Apis mellifera (honey bee), 1479 nucleotides. It is a transcript of the gene Arp3, whose product is annotated as actin-related protein 3. Bases 169 to 1422 code for a protein of 417 amino acids. Gene Ontology annotation, molecular function: actin filament binding. Gene Ontology annotation, biological process: Arp2/3 complex-mediated actin nucleation. The transcript is spliced from 6 exons. Gene Ontology annotation, cellular component: Arp2/3 protein complex; actin cortical patch. The record is from RefSeq and is a predicted model, not a curated record. NCBI's taxonomy places the organism in Eukaryota, Metazoa, Arthropoda, Insecta, Hymenoptera, Apidae.
UGGAAAAUUUCGUUUAAUGAAUAUGCUGCUUAAAGUGAACUUCUGCUUUAUCUUCAAAGCGAGGUGUGGUUAAUUGGAGCGGAUGAGCGUUAAAUUUGAGCUGUAAUUGAGAUAUAUUUCUUUUAAAUAAAGAUAAAAGCAAAAACUAAUUAAAACGAAAAAUACACGAUGCUUGGUCGUCUUCCUGCAUGUGUGAUCGACGUGGGUACGGGAUAUACGAAACUAGGUUUUGCAGGCAAUAAAGAACCUCAACUUAUAAUUCCAUCAGCAAUUGCUAUUAAAGAAACUGCAAAAGUUGGAGAUAACAAUGCUAGAAGAGUUACUAAAGGAGUUGAAGAUCUGGAUGCUUAUAUUGGAGAUGAAGCUUUUGAAGCUACUGGUUAUUCUGUAAAAUAUCCAGUUAGACAUGGGUUAGUGGAAGAUUGGGAUUUAAUGGAAAAAUUUCUGCAGCAGUGUAUUUUCAAAUAUCUUAGAGCAGAACCUGAAGAUCAUUAUUUUUUACUUACGGAACCACCAUUAAACACUCCUGAAAAUCGUGAAUAUACUGCAGAAAUAAUGUUUGAAUCAUUUAAUGUACCAGGUCUUUAUAUUGCUGUACAAGCAGUAUUAGCAUUAGCUGCUUCUUGGACAGCUAAAACAAUAGAGGAUAGAACAUUAACAGGUGUGGUUGUUGAUAGUGGAGAUGGAGUUACACAUGUAAUACCAGUGGCAGAAGGUUUUGUUAUAGGAAGUUGUAUAAAACAUAUUCCUAUUGCUGGUCGUGAUAUUACAUAUUUUAUUCAAAGUUUAUUACGAGAACGUGAAAUUGGAAUACCACCUGAACAAUCAUUAGAAACAGCUAAGGCAAUAAAAGAAAAAUAUUGUUACAUAUGUCCUGAUAUUUCAAAAGAAUUUGCUAAGUAUGAUAGUGAUCCUACUAAAAUAAAAAAAUAUGAAGGUGUGAACAGUAUUACAAAACAACCAUUUGUAGUAGAUGUUGGAUAUGAAAGGUUUCUAGGACCAGAAAUAUUCUUCCAUCCUGAAUUUUCUAAUCCAGAUUUCACAACACCAUUAAGUGAAAUUGUAGAUGAUGUAAUUCAAAAUUGUCCAAUAGAUGUUAGAAGACCAUUAUAUAGUAAUAUUGUAUUAUCAGGUGGUUCUACAAUGUUCAAAGAUUUUGGUAGACGAUUGCAACGUGAUAUAAAACGAAUUGUUGAUGCACGUCUCAAACUUAGUGAAACAUUAAGUGGAAGUCUUAUUACGCCAAAGCCUAUAGAUGUCCAUGUUAUAUCACAUCACAAACAACGAUGGGCAGUAUGGUAUGGUGGUGCUUUAUUAGCUAGUGAUCCAGAAUUUUAUACAGUCUGUCAUACUAAAAAAGCUUAUCAAGAAUAUGGUCCCGGAAUUUGUCGCUAUAAUCCCGUAUUUCACAGUAUGGUGUAAAAUAAAUAAGAAUACAAAUGACGUUAUUAUGGACCAAUGGUCUCUCUGAAUUUUAAA